Messenger RNA from Dromiciops gliroides (monito del monte), 7330 nucleotides. It is a transcript of the gene ANKRD50, whose product is annotated as ankyrin repeat domain 50. NCBI's taxonomy places the organism in Eukaryota, Metazoa, Chordata, Mammalia, Microbiotheria, Microbiotheriidae. The transcript is spliced from 5 exons. The coding region runs from base 702 to 4988 and encodes 1428 amino acids. The record is from RefSeq and is a predicted model, not a curated record. Gene Ontology annotation, molecular function: protein binding.
CGCGGGCAGAGGCAUGGUGGUGGUGGCGGCGGCGGCGGCGGCGGCGGCCGGGAGCUCGGAAGAGGGGCGGCGGCAAGGAGGCCGCGGUGUCCGGGCGUGCGCCGACUGAAGCGGCGGCGGAGGCUCUCGUGGAAGAUGUGAACUCUGCAGACCCGGGACCCCCGCGCGCACGUUCCGGGAGAAUCCUCUGCCCCUGCCCGAGCAGGGCCGCCCUCGGAACCAGCCUCCUGGCACCGCCCCGGCCCGAGGGGGCGCGUCCCGACGCGUCCGGCGCCCAGCACGACCCUGCCGGCCCGGGAAGCCGGUCCCGAUGCGCUCCCCGGGCGCGGGACCGACCCUGCUAGUCAAGAGGCAGCGCGUAGCCCCCGAAGGCCCGGGCCGCCCCCUCUGGUUGUUCCAGACGUAGGGUCCCAGCUCGGCCCCAGUCGCGAUAAAUGGCAGAUGUAGCCAUGGAGUUGGGUGACUUAGGCGGCCACCCGACGAGUCCUCCGGAGCGCCGGGACCGGCGCCGCGAUUAAGCCGAUCUGUGAUCUGCCCCUCCAGACAAAGGGCAAACUAAAGGAAGCCCCCGCCAGGGGCUCGCGGGCUGCCCGGCUAGCAGCCACCCCGCUUUGAACUUCCUCGGCCAGGUGUGGGACCCAGAGGGUUGGCAGGGCGGCCUUCAUGUGCCCUCCGUGCUGAAGGAGGCCGGGCAGGCUGCUAUGGCCAGCCCUUGGGAAGAAGAGCGAGCCUGCAAAAUGGCUCAGACCAGUCUGCUGCAGGGGAAGCCCUUUUACUGUAGAGAGUGGGUUUUCCACAAGCUUCAGCAUUGCCUCCAGGAGAAGAAGAACUGUUGUAACAGUGCUGCCAACAACCCAUCCCUCGGGAAUCCCGGGAAUAAUGCUGCUGGCGUCUCGGGGAAAGGAGCAGCCUGGGGGGUGUUGUUGGUAGGGGGGCCCGGCAGCGGAAAGACGGCCCUCUGCACCGAGCUCUUGUGGCCAAGUUCACCUGCAAGUGUGCAGAGAGGUUUACACCGGCAAGCCCUGGCCUUUCACUUCUGCAAAGCCCAGGACUCGGACACCCUGUGCGUCGGAGGCUUUGUUCGAGGUCUGGUGGCCCAGAUCUGCCACAGUGGACUGAUCCAAGGCUAUGAGGACAAGCUGAGGGAUCCAGCCGUCCAAAGCCUCUUACAGCCUGGGGAAUGCGAGAGGAACCCAGCGGAGGCGUUUAAAAGGUGUGUUCUCCUUCCUCUUUUGGGAAUGAAGCCGCCCCAGCAGAGUCUGUAUCUGCUUGUUGAUUCUGUGGAUGAAGGUUGUAAUAUUGCUGAAGGCGAACAGACUUCAGGCUUAUCUGGGACCGUGGCAGAGUUGUUAGCUGGUCACCAUGAAUUCUUCCCACCUUGGCUGCUACUUCUCUGCUCUGCUCGCAAACAGAGUAAGGCUGUUACCAAAAUGUUUACAGGCUUUCGAAAAAUAAGUCUCGAUGAUCUUCGGAAGGCUUAUAUUGUCAAGGAUGUUCAACAGUACAUUCUCCAUCGUCUAGAUCAAGAAGAAGCCUUGAGACAGCACCUCACAAAGGAAACUGCAGAAAUGUUGAAUCAGCUUCAUAUCAAAAGCAGCGGAUGUUUUCUUUAUCUAGAACGAGUUCUUGAUGGAGUUGUGGAAAAUUUUAUUAUGUUAAGAGAAAUCCGUGAUAUCCCUGGAACUCUCAACGGGCUAUACCUCUGGCUCUGUCAAAGACUUUUUGUGAGGAAACAAUUUGCAAAAGUCCAACCUAUUCUGAAUGUAAUUCUUGCAGCAUGUCGACCACUAACCAUAACAGAAUUAUAUCAUGCAGUAUGGACCAAAAAUAUGUCAUUGACCAUAGAAGACUUCCAGCGCAAAUUAGAUGUACUCUCAAAACUUCUUGUUGAUGGACUAGGAAAUACUAAAAUAUUGUUUCAUUAUAGUUUUGCAGAAUGGCUACUGGAUGUCAAACAUUGCACACAAAAGUAUUUAUGUAAUGCAGCAGAGGGACACAGAAUGCUCGCAAUGAGUUAUACCUGUCAAGCAAAAAAUUUAACUCCUUUAGAAGCUCAAGAAUUUGCAUUACAUUUGAUUAAUUCCAACUUACAGUUAGAGACUUCUGAGUUAGCUCUGUGGAUGAUAUGGAAUGGUACACCUGUCAGAGAUUCUUUGUCUACUCUAAUCCCCAAAGAACAAGAAGUCCUGCAGUUGUUGGUUAAAGCAGGUGCCCAUGUCCACAGUGAAGAUGAUCGUACGUCUUGUAUUGUCCGCCAAGCCUUAGAGAGGGAAGAUUCUAUCCGAACCUUAUUAGAUAAUGGAGCCUCUGUAAAUCAGUGUGAUUCAAAUGGGAGAACUUUGUUGGCUAAUGCUGCGUAUAGCGGCAAUCUCGAUGUUGUUAAUUUACUUAUUUCCAGGGGAGCAGAUUUAGAGAUUGAAGAUGCUCACGGACAGACAGCACUGACUCUAGCUGCUCGACAAGGACACACCAAGGUGGUUAACUGUUUGAUUGGCUGUGGAGCAAAUAUUAAUCACAACGAUCAUGAUGGCUGGACAGCAUUACGCUCUGCUGCUUGGGGAGGUCACACCGAGGUCGUUUCUGCUCUUCUUUAUGCUGGAGUCAAAGUUGACUGUGCAGACGCCGAUAGUCGGACGGCCUUGAGAGCAGCGGCCUGGGGAGGACAUGAAGAUAUUGUUCUGAAUUUACUUCAACAUGGUGCUGAAGUUAACAAAGCCGAUAAUGAAGGUAGAACUGCUUUGAUAGCUGCAGCCUACAUGGGGCACAGAGAGAUUGUGGAGCACUUGCUGGACCACGGGGCAGAAGUGAAUCAUGAGGAUGUGGAUGGGCGGACUGCACUGUCGGUGGCUGCACUCUGUGUCCCUGCCAGUAAAGGCCAUGCAUCAGUAGUUAGUCUUUUAAUUGAUCGUGGCGCUGAAGUAGAUCACUGUGAUAAAGAUGGUAUGACCCCCUUGUUGGUAGCUGCCUAUGAAGGACAUGUGGACGUUGUUGACUUGCUUUUAGAAGGGGGAGCAGAUGUGGAUCAUACAGAUAACAAUGGCCGAACACCCCUUUUAGCAGCAGCUUCUAUGGGGCAUGCUUCAGUGGUAAAUACUCUUUUAUUCUGGGGUGCCGCUAUUGAUAGCAUUGAUAGUGAGGGUAGGACAGUUCUCAGCAUAGCUUCAGCACAAGGAAAUGUCGAGGUGGUACGAACUCUGCUGGACAGAGGGUUAGAUGAGAAUCACCGAGAUGAUGCAGGGUGGACACCAUUGCACAUGGCAGCUUUUGAAGGUCACAGGUUAAUAUGUGAAGCGCUUAUUGAGCAAGGAGCCAGAACAAAUGAAAUAGAUAAUGAUGGCCGCAUACCUUUCAUUUUAGCUUCCCAAGAGGGACAUUAUGAUUGUGUACAGAUAUUAUUGGAAAAUAAAUCUAACAUUGAUCAAAGAGGAUAUGAUGGAAGGAAUUCCUUGCGGGUUGCUGCUUUAGAAGGUCACCGGGACAUCGUUGAAUUACUUUUCAGCCACGGAGCUGAUGUUGACUACAAAGAUGCUGACGGCCGACCCACACUUUACAUCUUGGCUCUUGAAAACCAGCUUACAAUGGCUGAGUACUUUUUAGAAAACGGUGCAAAUGUGGAAGCAAGUGAUGCUGAAGGGAGGACAGCACUUCAUGUUUCCUGCUGGCAGGGCCAUUUGGAAAUGGUGCGACUUCUGAUGACAUACCAUGCCGACAUCAAUGCCGCGGACAAUGAAAAGCGCUCUGCUUUGCAGUCGGCAGCCUGGCAGGGCCACGUGAAGGUGGUGCAGGUUUUGAUUGAACAUGGGGCUGUAGUUGACCACACGUGUAACCAAGGUGCGACUGCCCUCUGCAUUGCUGCUCAAGAAGGACACAUUGAUGCUGUGCAGAUAUUGCUAGAACACGGUGCUGACCCAAACCAUGCAGAUCAAUUUGGACGUACUGCUAUGCGGGUUGCUGCCAAAAAUGGACAUUCUCAGAUAAUUAAAUUAUUGGAAAAAUACGGUGCAUCUAGUUUAAAUGGUUGCUCCCCAUCUCCUGUGCAUACAAUGGAGCAAAAGCCCCUGCAGUCAGUAUCUUCAAAAAUGCAGUCUUUAACAAUAAAAUCAAAUAGUUCUGGGAGUACUGGUGGAGGAGAUAUGCAGCCUACACUGCGUAGCUUAUCUAAUGGGCCAACUCAUGCAUUCAGCUCUCCUUCAGAAUCUCCAGAUUCCACAGUUGAUAGGCAGAAAUCAUCACUGUCAAAUAAUUCCCUUAAAAGCUCCAAAAAUUCUUCUCUAAGAACUACUUCCUCUACAGCAACUGCUCAGACAGUCCCUAUUGAUAGCUUCCACAAUAUGUCUUUUACAGAGCAGAUACAGCAACAUUCAUUGCCCCGAAGCCGAAGUAGACAGUCAAUUGUUUCCCCAUCUUCUACAACACAAUCCUUAGGACAGAGUCAUAACUCACCAAGUAGUGAGUUUGAGUGGAGUCAAGUAAAGCCUAGUUUGAAAUCAACUAAAGCAAAUAAGGGAGGGAAAUCAGAAAAUUCUAGCAAAUCUAGUUCUGCUGGGAAAAAACCUAAAUCUAGCAAUUCUUCACAGCCAAAAGUUUUAGAGUAUGAAAUGACUCAGUUUGAUAAAAGGGUACCUGUUGCCAAAUCUGGGACUUGUACACCACUUAAGCAGAUGCCAACAGAAUCACAGUGUAAAAUUAUGAUUCCCCCAGCUCAGCAGGAAGUUGGGCGAUCUCAGCAGCAGUUCCUAAUUCAUCAACAAAGUGGUGAACAGAAGAAGAGAAAUGGAAUAAUGACAAAUCCAAAUUACCACCUACAAAACAAUCAGGUUUUCCUUGGUAGGGUUUCAGUCCCACGAACAAUACAGGACAGAGGGCAUCAGGAAGUUCUAGAAGGCUAUCCUCCUGCAGAGACAGAGUUAAGCCUUAAACAAGCCCUGAAGCUUCAGAUUGAUGGUUCUGAUCCAAGUUUCAACUACAAAAAGGAAACCCCCUUAUAAAAGUUCCCAUUUCUGUGAAACAGACAUUUGUCACUAGCGUGGUUCAUCAGCUGCGUGGGACAAAAGCAUUUAAUGCCUGCUGAAUGGCUGGAGAAAUGAAGACUGUGAUCUCUGCAGUACCGUUACCUUCAUUACUGUAACGUGCCUACAUUUUCAGGCUGCCUUCUCAGUGUAAUCCUCUGUGCUUCAGAAUUUUAUUUUGUGUACCUUGUAUUCACUACACAGAAUAAGCACUUUUUUUUUCUUACGUGCAGAUACAUAUUGACUGCAUUUCCCUGGCACAAGCUGAAAAAAAAUUUGAGUAAGCAAUUUUAAGUUAAUAGUUCAAGAAGGUUUGAUAUAUGUGCAUGUGCCACAGUCAAGUGUUCCUUGUAUUUAUUUUUCUUUUUGUGGCAAAAGAGACUAGACAUACGGAUCAAAUAACAUUUGCAUUGUUGGAGUGUAUGGUUUAUUUCUCGUGUCAUUAAUUUUUUUUUCAAGAAAAGCAAAUUUUACAUUAUUUGAUAAGCCACCUCAUGUUCUCUAUACUUUAUUGCUCAUUGAAUAAAAAAGCAAGAUUACACUUAAAUGCCACAGGGUAGGUAAAGGAAAAAAAAAGGAAAACUUCAUUGAUAGGUAGUUAUUUCAUUAUCCUUAAGCAAUCAAAGGAACUGUUUUAACUAAUUAACUCUGAAUUUGCCCUGACAGUUUCUCUCAUCUAUAUUUAAGGGCUUCAGAAAACAAAAAAAGCAGAUCAGGGUGCUGUUUCAUUCAUUGGGCCUCACUUUACCCAUCCACUGGUCCUUCUCCCCCCCCACCCCCCAUGACAUACCAUUCUUCUUAAGGCAUGAAAAUUCUCAGGGCCAAAUCCAUGCUUCAGGUGUCUGUAUGUAGUACGGAAGGCUUCUAUAUAAUUGAAAAUAACUUCUUGCUUGAACAGACAGUUCAUUGACCACUACCUUAUUUAUUUCCAAAUUCAAUAAUCUUUCCCCACAAUGUUAAUUCUAAAGUCAUGCAUCUCAGCUUUUUCUAUCCGAUAAUUCAGCAUACAACCAAAUAGCUUCAUAAAAACAUGUUUUGCAAUUUACUUUUAAUUGUUUGGUUGAGUGACUAUUCUUGAAAUCACAGCAUCAUAUAUUUAGAGCUGGGAGGGACCUUACCAUUCAUUAAGUUCAACCCCUCAUCUUCCAGAUGAGGAACCGGGGGCCAAUAGAGGGUAAGUGACUUGCUUUAGGUCACACAGGGAGUUAGGGGUUGGAGGCAGAAUUAGAACCUAGGCUGCAGACUGACUGACAUGAAGGUUCUGUGGCAGUUCUUUGGCUAUUAGUGAUGAUACGUUUCCGUGCACUCUUCCUACUUCUCUGUGCAUUGCUGAGGCAGCUGCCAAGAUCACUGUGUGAUCAUGAAACAAAGGAAAGGGCAUCAGACCCUGUGAGUUGAAAACCUACAACCAUGGCUUAUUGAGUACCGGUACCUUAAGCCAAUGGAGCUAACUGAUGUGUGUUUGUGUAUUUUUCUUGGUGACAUUUAGCUUAACUAGUUAGAACAUGGUCAUGGUUAAAGCCAGGUGCAUGAUUUUGACUCUGGUAGGGGCUACUUAGCCUUGCAAGAAGAAGUACUUUUGUGACCACUGGCUUCUGCUUCUGGCUUUCCAUUUGUCAAGAUCUGUGCUGUUUGUUGACCACUGAGCAGACAAGCAAGAGUAUGGAUGAGCUAGCACAAAUCCAUCACCACUACCAGGAAAACAAAGUCCAUUUUAUUUAUAGGAGAUCAGCAGGGUCAUCUUCACACAUGUACAUGUGACAUGGUGAAUAUUCAAGGCCAUGGAAAGGUUUAAUUGGUUACUAUUUCCAUUUGAAUCUUACUUUAAAAUUCAUUUUAAAAUCAGUGCAGCUCAUUUUGUUUAACUUAUGACAUCAAUUAUAAAUCUUAAUAAAAAUGUAGGAGAAGUUUUAAAAUUUGUUAAGGUGACAUAGCAAUAUUGAUAACUCUAAUGUGAAUGUUUCAAGUACUGAAUAUCUUGUCCCUAUGGGACAUUUAUAAAAUAAACAAAAACUCUUGCAAAAUAGCCUUAAGAGUGUUAAUGGUUCUUUAAGUAAAUAUGAAGACAUUCUAGUAUUAGCACAGACUUGACCAAUUCCUCAAGCUUAGCACAUUUACAAUAUUUUAGAAGAUGGAGCUCUACUUAUUAGGUGUAUUUUUCUUUAGAAAGAGAACCCUAAAAGCUGCCAGUUUUCUAUUAACCUUGAGUUGUUUGGAUUCUAUUUAUUUAAUUUUAUUAUAUUUGUUACAAAAAAAAAAAAAACGCACCUUGUGGCCAAAGGGCAAAGAAUAUGAUUAAUUUCACAAAGGCUUGUUUUUCA